Owenia fusiformis is the source of this 2040-nucleotide messenger RNA. The record is from the annotation of a GenBank genome assembly. Lineage: Eukaryota; Metazoa; Annelida; Polychaeta; Sabellida; Oweniidae.
AUGGCCCAAACUAUAAAGGCAGCAAUUGAAGCAAUGAUGGCAGCUGGAAUUUGUGGCGUGUCUUUCGCAAUUUUUGCAGGCCAGCCUUUGAUAAUACUUGGAUGUACGGGGCCGAUCCUCGUCUUCGAGACAAUUCUAUACAACUUUGCAAUAGAUAAUGGAUUAGCCUACAUGAGUUUCAGGGUUUGGGUAGGCAUAUGGACCUCAGUUGUCCUUAUCAUAAUGGUUGCAUUCGACCUGAGCGUAAUGGUGAAAUAUAUCACACGAUUCACAGAAGAGGGAUUCUCGUGUCUGAUCUCCUUAAUUUUCAUAGUAGAAGCCUUCAAGAAAGCUAUAGGUGUACAGAAGAAGUAUAAAGUCAAUCUACACCCACAUGACGAGCUUGAUUACAAUUGCUCGUGUUUAGAACCUGUUGUAGAUGUGAACCCAGGAACAGAUGGUCCAAUGUACAACACAACCGAUAUGACAGCUGAUGUUAAAUCAAAAGAUACUUACAAAACGGAUCCCCUUGGGCUAUUAGGAGGAAACGCCAGCAUAGACUUCAGUAGCCUGCCCACUAAGUAUUGUAAGACAUAUGGCGGGGUUUUAUUUGGAAGUGGAUGUGACACUCCUCAUUACGUUGCCGAUGUGUUUCUUAUGUCGUUCCUUUUGUUUCUGGGCGUGUUUAUCAUUGCUAUGUCUUUGAGGAGCUUCAGAACGACACAGUUCUUUCCAAACAUUGUACGAAAAACGUUAGCAGAUUUUGCAGUGCCAAUUGCUAUUGGAAUCAUGACCGCAGUGGACAUUGUCAUAGGCUUGGGUACACCCAAGCUGGAUAUACCGGAAACAUUUGCACCCACCAGGUCAGACAGGGGCUGGGUAAUCAACCCAAUGGGAGAGAACCCCUGGUGGUGCAUACUUGCAGCCAUACCUCCAGCAUUACUACUUGCUAUUCUCAUCUUCAUGGACCAACAGAUCACUGCUGUUAUCAUAAACAAAAAGGACCAUUUACUUAAGAAAGGAGCAGGUUAUCACUUAGACCUACUGAUCAUAGCGGUUCAAGUGGUAGUAUGCUCAUUCCUGGGCAUUCCUUAUUUUGUGGCAGCCACAGUUAGGGCCAUCAACCAUGUCCUCAGUCUUACCAGGGAAUCCGAGACAUCAGCUCCCGGUGAGAAACCAAAGUUCCUCGGUGUAAGGGAGCAGAGAGUAACAGGAAUAUUGGCGUUUUUAUUUAUCGGUCUAUCUGUAUUUUUCACACCAGUAUUGAAGUAUGUACCCAUGCCAGUGCUAUAUGGCGUUUUCCUAUACAUGGGCGUGGCUUCUCUGAAAAACGUGCAGCUGGUGCAAAGGCUGCAGCUCCUGUUUAUGCCCUCAAAGUAUCAGCCCGAUUACGCCUACCUAAGGCACGUAGACACGAAGAGGGUUCACAUAUUUACGAUCAUUCAAGUCAUCUGCCUUGCACUCCUUUGGGUUGUUAAGAGUGUAAAGAAGAUAUCCAUCAUAUUUCCCCUUAUGGUGUUAGCUUUAUGCUUUGUGAGAAAGUUCAUGGAGAGAUUUUUUACUGCAGAAGAACUGAGAUAUAUUGAUGAUCCAUUACCACCUGUCAAGUUGAAAUGUUGUGGCAGCAAAGACAAAGACAUUCGGAUCGAGAACGAGAAAAAGGAAUUGAUGGAAAUUGUCACAAACGGGAAUGACACAGAGAUGAAAAGGCGGAAUAACAACAGCAGAAGCUCCACUCACAGAGUUAGUUGCUAAGCCAUUUCCAAUUAUUGACCUAGUAUAAGUCCAGUAUAAGUACUGGAAUACAGUAUAUAUUUUUUAAAAGCACCAACUGAACUUAACGCUACCAGUUCGUGUAUGACGCUACAGUGCUCUGAGAGUUACAAAAACUACAGUCACCGUAACGGCUACCCUGCUUUGAUGAUAGUGUUCAAUAUCGCGUAUGGUAUGAGUGACUUUAGGUACAUAUGCUAAGAAAUUCACACAUAGCUAGGCAAGGUGUGUCCGAUUCUAGCCAAUCAGCACAGAGUGUUCACAUUAUGAACAGUGUGUGAAAUAUCA